Rotaria sp. Silwood2 is the source of this 2174-nucleotide messenger RNA. NCBI's taxonomy places the organism in Eukaryota, Metazoa, Rotifera, Eurotatoria, Philodinida, Philodinidae. The record is from the annotation of a GenBank genome assembly.
AAACAAGGCAGAAACCCCAGCUUUUCUUACCAUAGACAUAGCACACUAUGGGCUACAAGAUGCGCGAAACCCCGAUUGAAAAGCGCUCCCGCACCUUGGAAGGUUCCCUAGUUAGUGAAGUUCUUGAGUCCAUGACAUCAACACGAUUAUCACUGACAUGCCGUUUCGAUUCUAUACAAGGUUCUUUUCUAAAAUUUUCUAAGCAAUAAUGUUUAAUCAUAGGCAAAGCUUCUUUUAACGAAUAAGCUCGAUUCAUUUAACUAUUAUUUAGUUCUGAUCUCCGAACGAUACCAAAUGGCUUUCUUUUCUAUUUCAUCUACAUUCUUCAUAUAGCAAAUGCAUACAACUUUUCAAACUUUCACCACGCAUCUUAGCAAAGAUUCGAGAGAAUGGAAGCUUCUGUCUACUACUAUAUAUGGUACAUUUCAUUUGAACUAUACAAAACUCAUGACUUAAAAGAUUGUCUUCUCAUCAGCAUCUUCUCUAUGCCAUAUUAAAAGAAAUAUUGAGAUUUUUAAUAUUAUCCUGAAAAAAACAAAGAAAAAUUCUGAAAACGACAUAUUAUAGACAACUGUGUCUUGGUCAGAGUUCGAACAAAAAUAAUUGUAUUAAAAUAAUAUUUUGAUCUAAAAUAUCGAACGUACAACCUGCUUAUACUUUUCUAAUUAGACCUUAUAGAAGAUAAUUUUUUUGACGAUAAGAAAAUAGAUUCAAAGUUAUAUUAAAAGUUUUUUGCAGUCGAUUAAAUUGUAUUUAUAAUUAUUCAUUUUUCUUUUUUAUUAUAGACAAUAAUUCAACUCAACUAGAACUUAUUUUACUUGUUUAUCGUUUUCUAAAUGAAGAAUUAACAAUUUAUGCUCAAUCAAUUCAAGCACAACGUCGUCGACAAAUUCUAAAUCAAAUACAAAAACGUUUAAAUGAUAUUUUAUUAUGUUUAAUUCGUAUAUCAAAUGAUCUUUUAACUAUUCCAGAACAACAUGAACGUUUAACACAAACAUGUCUUUUAUGUGUAAAUAGUUUUCUUACAUGGGUUGAAUAUAAUCAUUUUGAACAAUAUGAAUUAUUUCUUUGUGAAUUAUUUUUAAAAUUUUUUCAAUUGAAUUCUGUUAAAUUACGUCAUGCUUCAUUUGAAUGUUUACUUAGUCUUGUUAAUAAACGUUUAGCACGAAGACAAUUACAACAACAACAACAACAAAGAAACAAACGUAUUGCUUCAGCACCUUCAUCUGCAUUAAAUUCUCAACAAGAAAAACUAUUUCUCAAUUAUUUUCUUGGAGAUAAUACAUUAGAAAUAUUCUAUCGACUAAUAAUUAGUCCAACAGAUUCAAUUGAACAAUUACGUUCCAUAGUAACAAAUGAUCAUAUAAAUUGUUUAAAAAUGCUUGGUCAAUUACUUGUUAAAUUAUCAAAUUAUUUAUUACAAUUAUUUCAACAAUUAGCAACAAAAUCGAUUGAUGAUAAUGAUUUUUUAACAUUUGUUAAUGAACGUACACGUUCAUUUUUACAAUUUCUUCUUUUACUUAAUCAACAUCCAUUCCAUUUAUUAUCAUUAAAUUCUUAUCAAGCAUUAAAUUUAUUUAUUAUUCGACAAACAACAUUAUUAUCGAAUGAACAAUUUUGUUUAAAAUUAAUUUUUAAUUUAAAACAAUCAUUGCAUCGUAUUCAUUUUCCACCACCAUCAUCAUCAUCAAUGUCAGCAGCAUUUAUUGAUAAUGAAAAUGAAAUAUUAAAAACACAAUAUAUGCAUAAUCAACAAUGUUUUAUUUAUGCAUUAUUUGAAUAUGAUAGUGAAGAACAAUUCUUCUGGAAAUUUUUUUCACAAUAUAGAAGUGAAUUACAAAAAUUAAUUAAAUCAUUUAUUGGUUUAUUCUUUACUGAAACUGUUGAAAGUAAGUUAUAUAAAUCAAAUUGACAUAUUUGACUAUAGAUAGGUUACUAUCUUGUUUUAUUUCGCAUCGAAAAAAUGCAUUGAUAAUGGAUAAUACUAGAAUGAGAAUAACUUUUGAUUUAAAUCAAGAAAUAAAUUUUUCCGUAGAAUAAUAUUUUUUUUUUUCUAUCACAUUAUUGGUAUCUAGUUAUCGAAUAAAAUAUGCAUGAAGCAGAGAUGGAACCGGUCUGAAAUUUUCACAACCGGUACCGGUACCGGUCUGAAAAGUUCAGACCGGACCGGACCG